Gadus macrocephalus (Pacific cod) is the source of this 2966-nucleotide messenger RNA. RefSeq lists its product as uncharacterized. NCBI's taxonomy places the organism in Eukaryota, Metazoa, Chordata, Actinopteri, Gadiformes, Gadidae. The record is from RefSeq and is a predicted model, not a curated record. The coding region runs from base 332 to 2143 and encodes 603 amino acids. The transcript is spliced from 3 exons.
AUUGACUCGUCGUCGUCGAUAACUUUUCCUUACUGCGUGAGUCCCGUUUUGGCGCCGAGUUUGUUCACCUCACUGACGUCAUUCAGAUGUGACGGACAGUCGGCGCAGAAGAUUUAAAAUAUAUAUAUAUAUUUUUUUUUUUUUCAGAGAAUCUUGAGGAUUGUUUGUGAAUGCUACGUGUCUUAUAUGUAAUAAUAUACAUGUUUUUUUACACAAUUGCUUUGACGGUUAACCAAUCGGGAGAUCAGGAGGAAGGCCAAACAGGAAGCAGGGUAGCCCAGCAGUGAAACCCUAGAACCGCCAAAAUCACAGAUCAACCUCGUCAGAAGACAUGUCGGUGUGGCGCUGCAUGAUCUGUAUCAUUUUUGUGGCUUUUAGAUUGAAGAAUCUUCUUAGCCACAUUAAUGUCACACAUGGUCGUAAUGCAGAAUUUUGGGUUUUCUGUGGGAUUGAUGGCUGUGAGCAAGAGUUCAGAGUUUUUAACUCAUUUUAUCGUCACCUGAAACGAACGCAUCCCCUGUAUGUAACGUCUGGAUGUCCACCAUGUCAAUGGAGAACGACACCCACAUCCGCACCACCUUUAUUAGAAAACUUCGGCGUAUCGAUAUUUGGCAAUUCUAUGACUCCUUCCAUGGACAGCUCCAUGGAAUCAUCACCUGACCUUCUCGAACUUGGAACGCAGGACCCACCAGAGAUGCCUGAGGCCCAAUCAAGCAAUGCAGGAGAAGCUGCAGCUCCAACAUCUGUCACCGGGCCUGACAUUGCCAGAUCUGCAGCAGCUUUUGCCAUAAGUGUUCGUGAACAAUGCCACCUGUCACAGAGGACUGUCAACAACAUCAUCACAGGGGUACAGCAAUAUCAAGCCACUCUUCUGGAAACAUUGAGGAAUAAAAUGAGAGAAGUAUUUGAAGAACACACCGGGACAUCUCAGCUUCAAGAUGCAGCACUGGCUACAUUUGAUAAUUUCAUUGAUCCCUUCUCCACUACUACAAAUGGACUGGAAAGAGCUGUUUCAGAACAUUUCAGUCCAGUGAGUCCAGAAGAAGUCGUUGUCUCUCAGACAAUUUGUCGGGUCAAAAAGGGCAGUUCAAGAGUUAUGGCCAUACGAAAAAGAGGUUUUUACUAUGUGCCACUAAUUGAAAGCCUUAAGCAACUUCUUUCUGAUUCGCGAAUCUUUACCAUGUUUAAUACUGUACCACCAAGAAGCCGAGAGGGAUACUUAUAUGACUUUGUUGAUGGGGAUAUGUUCAGAAACCAUCCAUUGUAUUCUAGGAAGCCCAACGCAUUGCAAUUAAUUCUGUAUACAGAUGAGAUCGAAAUAUGCAAUCCCCUGGGUUCUUACACUAGAGCAAACAAAUUGUUAAUGGUUUAUUACAGCUUAGGUAAUAUUGAUCCCAAAUUUAGGUCUAAAUUAGCAGCAAUACGACUCCUGGCUAUUGCAAAAGCUGAAUAUGUGAAGAAGUGGGGUGUUGAUGCGGUUUUACAAAGAAUUCUGAAAGACAUGGAUUUACUCUAUAAUGGUGUUAAAAUUGAAACAAAAAACGGUGAUAUGGACUUAUAUGGUGCUGUGAUAGCUUUGUGUGGAGACACACUUGCCCAACAUGAGCUUGCUGGGUUUAAAGAAGGGGUUGGUUUUGCGUAUCGCAAGUGCAGGCACUGCGAAUGUACUUUUGAAGAUAUGCAAACAAGUUUUGAUGAGAAUGAGUUUGUCCAAAGAACUCAUGCGAAGCACAUUAGGCAAUGUUUUGAAAUAGAUAAAGCCAGCACAGAUAAUUUACAGGCCAACCUCAAAACCACUUAUGGAAUAAACAGAAGGAGCAGACUUAUUGAUUUUCCUGCAUUUGAUAUAAUCCAACAAACUCCUCAGGAUAUAAUGCACGUAAUCUUUGAAGGUGUCGCACCGAUGGAAAUUAAGCUUGUGUUAAAAAAACUUAUUUUGUCAGGAGACAUAGAAUUAGAUGCAUUCAAUUCGGCUCUUCAGAAUUUUCCUUAUUCACCUCUUGAUGUACGUGAUAAGCCUUGCCCUAUCAGGCCCCGUCCACACGAAGCCGAUUUCAUGGCGAAACCGCAAAGGUCUUGUACGGUUCGGCCUUCCGUCCACACGAAGCCGGCGAAUCCGCUGACCGAAACCGCAAACUUCUGAAACCACCCUCGGAGGUGGUUUCAAAUCUAUCCGGUUUCGUUUUGGUUUCGUGUGGACGCCUGAAACCGACUGAAACCGCAAACCAUGACAUCAUCGCCCCACCCCUCGACCUCCUAGCCAAUGGCUCUUAAGCCCGCGGAGUCUCAGAAAUCACAACAAAAAAGAUGAUGGCGGACUACAAGCUUGUAAUCGUUCUGCAGCAUAUCAUGUCCCUUGUUGGGUUGCUAAGCCAUUAUUUAUUGAGAAUCUAGUUCGCCAUCGUAGAAGAGCUGUUUGUUUGUGUUGUUAGUGGUUCGGGGGGCAGCCUUUAUGCGCAUGCUCGCCUCUUCUUCUUCUGGAUUUGUGUACCAGAAGCAGCGCCCCUUAUGGGCCUGGAAUGUUUACUACAGCGUUUCUACAGAUCUAUCCGGUUUCGCUUGGCUUCGUCUUUACGGAGAUACUUCGAAACCGGAUAGAUCGAAACCGUAACGGUUUCGCCCGUUUCGGCUUCGUGUGGACGGGGCCUCAGUGUGACCACUUUAACUUCUAAUGACAACAAAUUGAAGCAAACAUGUGGGCAGAUGUUAAUACUUAUAAAAAUACUACCUUUUCUUUGGGGAGAUGUGGACAAUGAGUAUGUUACAUUUAUUAAUACAUUGAUUGAAAUAGUACAGAUAGUACUUGCUCCAGUAAUUUCUUUACAAACAAUAUCACAGCUCAAAAUUAUGAUCGAAAAACAUUUGAAUCAAUUCAAACACCUUUUCCCUGAGAGUAAUGUAAUACCUAAGCAGCAUUACAUGUUGCAUCUACCCAGACAAAUCAAAUCCCUUGGUCCUUUGAUAAG